Penicillium argentinense is the source of this 246-nucleotide messenger RNA. RefSeq lists its product as uncharacterized. The record is from RefSeq and is a predicted model, not a curated record. The coding region runs from base 1 to 246 and encodes 81 amino acids. The transcript has 2 exons. Lineage: Eukaryota; Fungi; Ascomycota; Eurotiomycetes; Eurotiales; Aspergillaceae.
AUGAAUUGCUUCGAUACAACCCCCACUCCUGGCUCCUCGAAAUGGUCACAGGUCGAAUUCGGCGCCUCUGUCCGGAUGGACAAUGGUACAUUUGUUCGUUUCCUCCAUCUCGUACCGUAUGACCUUUGGCUGCAGGAACAGACUAUCUACUGGAAAGAAAUAGCGGAGCUUCAGCGAGACGAGGACCGAAUCCACGAACUCCUGAGGCAGGUUGUCUACCUGUGCACGCUCCCUCCGCAGACCUGA